This is a messenger RNA of Umbelopsis ramanniana AG, 2031 nucleotides long. RefSeq lists its product as uncharacterized. Gene Ontology annotation, cellular component: transcription factor TFIIIC complex. The transcript has 12 exons. The record is from RefSeq and is a predicted model, not a curated record. Gene Ontology annotation, biological process: transcription initiation at RNA polymerase III promoter. The coding region runs from base 302 to 1750 and encodes 482 amino acids. NCBI's taxonomy places the organism in Eukaryota, Fungi, Mucoromycota, Umbelopsidomycetes, Umbelopsidales, Umbelopsidaceae.
CCUCUUGCUCUUCGUCGUCAGUUCGUGCUGCACUCGUUAUGGUGGCACCAUUCUCAAGAGUUUCCACAGCAGAGUACGAUUUGGUAGAGGAAUCAAUGAGAGGUGAACGUGCGGUUGAUUCUUCAACACUGUCGGCUGAGUGAAUUUGCACAGUAUGGUCUUUCAUAUUGGUGAGGUUCAAGAAGAAAGGUCAGGUUGGAAACCCACAUGUGACUUCGUUUCAUUUCACUCUGUGAGCAACUGACAUUCGGUGACUUGGAAUUUCGGGGAAGCUCAAUUGCUCCUGCUUAUUUUCAGCACAAUGACCGGUGAGCCCGCUCCCAAGCAUCGCAUCCCAAACACGGAAUUUGUCAACGUUGAAUACCCUGGAAGGGUGCAAAACCAUGACAGAGCGUUUGAAAAUCUCGGUGGAAUCCAAUUGCUGGAAAAGAGAAUGAACAACAAGGAACCAGAAAUCGAACUCAAAUUUCGCCCCAAGGAUCCCUUCGCCCACGGCAUUCCCGGCAACGUGAUGAAUACCAAAAAUUUAUUACUCAAAGUGACGCGACAGGUCAACGCGAACAAUCCAGACGAACAGAUCGGAGACCAUAAAGCCGAAGUAGUAGGCUAUAUAACCAAAACUUGCCGUUUUCGAGCAAUGGCGGAUUUCCAGUAUUUGGUAGCACCAGAAAACCGCGUAUCGCAGGUGAAGAAAGCGGUGAUGGAGUGUGAUGUAAACAAGAUGAUGGAUUUUGUUCCUGCUGAAAAUGACUAUGAAAACCUCGAGCUAGUCCCACCACCACUGUUCACCAAGCAAGAAAUGCCAUUUGACUACAGCUAUCAGCAAAACCCAGCUGUUGUUAAGGUGAAAAUUCGGCAACCGGAUGGAUCUGUGGCGGUCAAAUUGGUCAACAGAUACAAACAGCGAAAAGAAACUCACUACAUCAUACCCUGGGAAGCAAAGGUCAUUCCAGACAAGCCCCCGAAUAACUUUCGACCGCUUGAAGGCGAAGCGAUGCAGAUAUUAUCUCGCGUGCAAGAGCUCUUUCAAGAACGCCCGAUAUGGACGAGGUUCGCUCUGAGAGCUAUGCUGCCACCUUCCACUCAUAAAUACCUGUCUCGCGUCUUGCCUGGUAUAGGAUACAACGUUUCCAGUGGCCCUUGGAGAGAUACUUGGAUCCGAUAUGGCUAUGACCCAAACAAGCACCCCGAAACAUACCAGUACCAGCUUCUUGACCAGCGAGGAUAUCUCAAAGCAAAAGCACCAGCGACCUCUCGGGCAAAGCGAAAACCGUUAGACUCGAACGAAGUGGGAUCAAAGGAGCACUCCCAUCAAGAUGAUAUUCCAGCUAUGAAUCACCAGUGGGAUGGUGUUAUAAAACCUGAAGGACAAAACAACUAUAUGUUGUGUGAUAUAUUGAUACCUGAAUUUCGUAAAGUCAUACAAGAUCCAAGAUAUCGGAAAGAGACCUGUACAAAAGAGAGCGGAUGGAUUUAUCCCACAGUAUACAAGGAACUACGAAAAUUCAUGAAAGCGGCAUACAAUGCUGCGAUAGACGGCCAAAACCUACCAACUAUGAGGGAAACAGGCGUGGACUUUGAAGCCGCGCUCAAGGAGGACUUACGUGCUGAAGAAAAUGCUAAUGCUGAAAGCAGUGCUAUGGAUAUAGAUGAGAAUGCCACAGUUGCAGAGGCGGCGUCUGCAGGACCAGACGUCUCAGCUCGGGUAAGUGUACGAACAUGCCAACGGGACUUAAUUGCAGCACAUUAACAGAUACGGCAUUUCAGGUCGAUGAACUUAUGCGCAAUCUCCAAAAAGCUCAAGACUUUGAAGACGACUUGGAAUUGGACGGAAUUGAAGAAUAUGAAGAUGUAUUCGGAGACGACGAGGAAGAAGAGGAAGAAGAAUACGAAGAUAAUGGAAUAGAACAUUCUGAUGGUGAAGUAGACGAACUAGCGGACGAGGACUGACGUAGUCAAGGGGUAUUAAAAUAGGAAUUCGGUGGUGAAUUCUUGGUCUUGGAUGCUAGUAACUUGAACACCCUUUGAACG